Molecule: messenger RNA, 1041 nt
Organism: Spea bombifrons (plains spadefoot toad)
Lineage: Eukaryota; Metazoa; Chordata; Amphibia; Anura; Pelobatidae
Gene: LSM11
Product: LSM11, U7 small nuclear RNA associated
Exons: 4
Coding region: 17-949 (310 amino acids)
Biological process (GO): mRNA 3'-end processing by stem-loop binding and cleavage
Cellular component (GO): U7 snRNP
Molecular function (GO): U7 snRNA binding
Source: RefSeq, a predicted model, not a curated record
ACAGCCCGCUUACUGCAUGGAGGAACCACACAGCCGGGCGACCGCGGCAGGACAAGCCGAGGCUGCGGCCCACCGUGACUCUAUGGCCGAGGAAGACGCCCCGGCAAGCAUCCUGGAUGUGAGCUCGGAGUCAUUUGACCCGCUCCUGGCUCUGUAUUCCCCGCAAACCCGGCUGCCCUUCCCCGAUAUCCGCUGCUUUAAUAACUUGGCGCAGUAUGAGAGCUUCCUGCGCGGGGGAGGCCGUGGAAGCGCCCGGGCGACUGAGCGGCCCAAGAAGGGACGGAAGGGUAGACUGGCAACGGACCCGGAGCGCAUAGAGAGGCUGAAGAAGUUGAUGUUACCGGCGGAGGAAGGCGCACCGGUCAGAGUGCGGAAGAAGAAGGCCGUCAAAAAUGUGCUGACCCGCAUGGCCGCGCAGGCAAGAAGCCCGCUGGGGGAGCUCAAUCGCUGCGUCCAGGAGCGGAUCCGAAUUAGAGUCCACAUACGCACGUUCAAGGGCCUGCGCGGCGUGUGCUCCGGGUUCGUCGUCGCCUUCGACAAGUUCUGGAACAUGGCGAUGAUCGAUGUGGAUGAAACCUACAGAAAGCCCAUCCUGGGAAAGGCCUUUUACCACGAGCCGCGGCUGACCCUGAAUCGGUUGUUUGAAAGACUGAAGCUCCAAGAAUCUGGUUUAGAAGGUUCAGCGGAAUCACAAGGCGCCACGGCAACAAAACAGACCCUCGUGCAGUCCGACCGCCCUCCGUCUCCCAGCUCACGAUUAAAAAAGGAGCCUGGGGACCGUACCGGCGGGACAAGGGAAGGGGCUAAAAAGGAACAGGCUGGUGAGGAAGGUCAACAGCGGAGUAAAUGCCCGAAAGAUAAGGUGGACUAUCACCAGGUGUUCACACGGCACAUGAAGCAAGUCUUCAUUCGAGGGGAGAACGUCUUACUGGUACACAUUGGUGAGUGACUGCUAUCGAAGCUGAACAUUGUAAUGGAACGAAUCCAGUUCAGACCGCACCUGGAUCCAUGGAUCGCAGAUGAAGCGUCGCAUUCGGAAGC